Molecule: messenger RNA, 3782 nt
Organism: Malus domestica (apple)
Lineage: Eukaryota; Viridiplantae; Streptophyta; Magnoliopsida; Rosales; Rosaceae
Product: COP1-interacting protein 7-like
Source: RefSeq, a predicted model, not a curated record
AAAAGAAAACGCGCAGAGAAAAAGGAGGUGGAGGGAGGGAGGUGAGAGCGUGAGAAGUAGGCGAGUGGAGGACAAGUAUACUCUCCAGCAUCCACACAAAGCUAUCAACGCGGUGGCUUUUCUCUUAUUCUUCAGUCUACAAGUCUAGUGUGUGUUGCUCCUCGGUCUUCUUCCUCCUCCUCCUCCUGCAUGUGCAUUUCGCCAUUGGAGCUCUCAGUCUCUCACUCGCACACGCACUCGCACUCGCACUCGCUCGCAGAUCUCUCAGGCUAAAAGGUUGCUCUGCUUCGGUUCAGUUGUAAAUGCAUUGAGAAUGGAUGCGAAAAUUGAUGCCAAUGCACCCUUGGACUACGCUGAAUUUCAGAUUUUUCCAUCCCAGAACAGGUAUGAGGCGCUUGUUUCCAGUGAUGGAGAAGUAGAAAAGUUAGCAGGCGGGACUCUAGAGCCACUGUUGCCACAUUUACCAGAAGUAAAUGAAUUGCAUCGGAAGGGAACGAAAGCCAGCCUCACACUUCGACUUCCUAAAAGCCUGCAUGGUGCAGCCUGGUUCACGAAGUCAACAUUCAUCAGAUUCCUGCAAAUUACUGGUUCACCAGAAAUAAUGCAUACCAUUACUGCUACCGAAGAAGAAAUAUCUCAACUGGAAGAAGCCAGAAAGUUUCAUGUUUCUUUAUAUGGCCAGUCUGAAGCUGAGAUUGCAUCAUCAGAUGCUUCAAAGAACGAACUUUUGCGGGCUUUGGACUUGAGGCUCACAGCACUAAAAAGGGAAUUAACUGCCGCUAUUGAAAAGGCUUCUCAUUCCUCGUUCAACUCUAAAGAGAUUUCAAAUUUAGCAAACUUUUCUCAACAUUUUGGAACAACAGAUUUCAGGAAUGCUCUGUUCAAGAUUUUAGAACAGUAUCAACAAAGCAAGAGUGGUGAUCCUCAAAAUGAUGACAAGUGCGGCAAUUUUGGAAUUGCGAAUGUUGAUAAGACAGAAGGAAGUGCUCAGAUAUCAAAGCCCAUGAAUUUUGAUACGCCAGUAAAAUAUAGUGUUUCACCUGCAAAAGCUGCCCAGGUUGAGCGACAGAGUUCAACCGAAAGCAGGGAGUCAUCUGAGUCAAGUGAUGAGGAGCAAACAUCUGCAGAAAGAAGUAGGAGUCUUAUGAGAAGUGCCACACCUAGAAGGUCAGCAUCUCCAAUGCGGAGGAUUCAAAUAGGGAGAACUGGAUCACGCAGAGCCGCUGCAUUAACCAUUAAAAGCCUCAAUUACUUUCCUUCUAGGGAAAAGCCUUUUUCUGAAGAGGGUGAACCUGAACAAUCAAAUAAGAAAUCUGAGAGUAAUGCACUCAGGAUGAGUGUUCAAGAUGCAAUUAGUCUUUUCGAAAGCAAACAAAGAGAUCAAGCUGCUGCAGAUGCUCAAAAAAGGAGCUCGUUAACAAAUAUCUCUACGAGCACAAAUAAAGCUGUAUUAAGAAGGUGGAAUUCAAGUUUGGGGGAAGCUUCCACCCAAUGCCAAUCUGAAAUUGUCUCUGGAGACCGUGUUCCAAUGACUCCCAAUGAUAUACCAAAUGAUGAGAUGCCAACAUCUUCAGAAGAAGUGAAACCAGAGUCUGAUCUUUUAUCCACAGAUCAAAGUACUAUUGAAGCUCCUAAACCUGCAGUUAACGAAGGAAAUUUUGAGAAAAAAUUAUCUAGUCCAAUUGAUAAUGAAGCAGACUCUAAUGUAACUCCGGGAGAGAAAAGUAAUCAAAAAUCAACAGCAUCAAUGGAAUGGACUCGAGAAAGGGAAGCAGAAUUGAACCGAAUGCUGUUGAAAAUGAUGGAAAGUAAGCCUGUUAAGCCUGUGAAGCCUGUUAAGCCUGUGAAGCCUGUUAAAUCUACAAAGCCUCAAGCUACCAGAAAUCAAAGCCUUCCUUCUGAACAGAGAGGUGGCUUUUAUGACCACUACAAGGAGAAGAGAGAUGAAAAACUACGAGGUGAGAAUUCUAGAAAGCGAGCAGAGAAAGAAGCACAAUUCAAAGCCAUGCAACGAAUUCUUGAUGAAAGGAAAGCUGAAAUGUCCUCUACAAAGGCGAAUGAUAUUGAUAAAAAAAGUUCUAUGCAGAAGCCCCAAAAAUCACUUGGAAAAGUAUCUCAACCUGCAAAUCCUAGAAAGGAAAAUGCAAAACCUUCUGUUACAAAGAAGGCUUCACCUAGAACAUCACCCUUGCCUGCUACACGCAAGUCAUGGCCAUCGACACCAACACCGAGAGCCACUGGGGCAUCGCCAGCUAGAACUCCAGUUGGGGUCUCUUCUACCAGCACUACCCCUACCCGUCAAAAACCCAAGCCAACACCACCCAGCACUAAAGUGGAAAGACCCCUGCAGCGACAGAGGAAUGUGAAGGAGUCUGUGAGUACUAAUGACAGGAGCUCAAAGGGAGUGAAUGAGAAGCAGCAGCAAGCAGUGAAAAAGAGUGGUAAAACAACAAAACCCAAAGUAGUGACAACCUCUGGUGAUUAUUCUGAUAUAAUUCCAGCAAAGCACAGCAAGGUGACCAAGAAAAGCAGUGUAGUUCCAGUGGAAUCAAAACCAUUUCUUCGGAAGGGUUCUCGAACGAGCCCUGGUGUUGGUCCCGUUGUUAACAAGAUAAGAACUUCUCCUCACUCAGAGGAAUCUUUGGGAAACAGCACAAAUAUGAUUGAGACUCAAGAGGAUGAGGUACUUGGUAGUGCCUCUGAUCCUGUGAGUCAGCAUCAAGAGCCAGAUGUUGUGUCAGUCGGCCUUUCAAAUGAUGCUGUGGAACCAGAAGCUCUGGUAAAUGAUAGCCUGACAUGUAGUGAGACGCAACAUGUUGACCCAGUUUCCCCUGAUCGUAAUGAUCACUUAAAAAAUGUUGCAGAAUCGUCAUUGCAAGUUCAAGCUGAAGAAGAAUCAACCAUCUCCCCAAGUGCUUGGGUGGAAAUAGAGGAGCAUCAGGCCAUGUCCCCUGGUAACAACGGCUCAUCUCAAGUAACUACUUCAGCCAAUGUUGCACCAGCUGGACUGUCAAGUCCUCGUGUCCGUCAUUCUUUGUCCCAGAUGCUGCAAGAAGAAAUUAACGGACCAGAUAAUAUUGAGUGGGGAAAUGCUGAAAAUCCUCCUGCCAUUGUGUUCCAAAAGGAUGCCCCAAAAGGACUGAAGAGGCUCUUAAAGUUUGCUCGGAAGAGCAAGGGAGAUGGUAAUUUGACUGAUUGGUCUAGUCCGCCAGUUUUCUCUGAAGGAGAGGAUGAUGUUGACAGUGUACUCAGAAAGGCUUCGCUUCAUACAAGGAACUAUGAACCAUACUCUACUCAAUCAAAUAUUAGCAGAUUUGACGAUCAGAGUUCUUCACAUAAGUCACAAGAGAACCGUGAUGCAGCUGCAGGACCUGCAACUAAAGCUGCAACAAGGUCAUUCUUCUCUCUUUCAGCGUUUAGAGGCAGCAAACCAAAUGAAAUGAAGUUUCGCUAAUCCUAGAGGCGCAUGUGGAGUACUGGAGUCAGAUUCUGCGAAACUUUCAAUUUUUCGUUCACUGUCGUUGUAGCAUACUAGCAUGCAUGAUGCAUUCAUCCCUAUACUUCUGGCAUUUCUUUUCACUUCUUUUCUUGUCGUAGUACUGUGUUGCCGGGUCUUUGUACAUGCUAUAUGCCCUUGUUCUGUUGUUCUCAGAGAUUUAAACAGAGCUCUUGUUCUUAAACCUUAUGUUUCGGAUGUCAAAGCGACUACAGAUCGCUACAUUGGCAUCAAUACGAAUGCUUUGCGUAUAUUGUCAUCAAUACGAAUGGUUUGUGACAGAGGA